GAGUGGGUUGGAGUGUGUAGAGCGCCGCGCGUCGGCCAGUGGCGCUCGGAGCCGGCCACCGGCAGCAGCGCGAAGAAGCCCGAGUGCCUCGUCAAGGGCCAUGGAGGUGACCCGAGCCGUCUGCCUGGUGACGCUCGUGCUGUGGACCUCGUCCGUCUCAGUGCUGUGCCAGCAGCAGCGGUUCCGGGUGCGACCGUCCAACGUCAGCGUGGUGGAGGGAGACAGCGCCAUCUUGCGCUGUGAGGUGCACCACCAGGUCGGCCAGCUGCAGUGGGCCAAGGACGGGUUCGCCCUCGGUUAUUCGCGCUCCCUUCCUGGGUACUCAAGAUACCGCAUGCUGGGCGACCCGGGGUCAGGAGUGCAUGACCUCGAGGUCACCAACGUGAGCCUGGACGAUGACGGCCGGUUCCAGUGCCAGGUCUCACCGAACAGGGGGCAGGCGGCCAUCAGGGCUGACGCUCUGCUCACCGUACUCGUGAAGCCGAAGUCUGUUCGAGCCAGUUCCACUGCACGCUCCCCCAGGGCAGGGCUGUAUGAGGUCAGGGAGGGCAGUCAGCUGACGCUGAAAUGUGACGUCACUGGAGCACGGCCAGCUGCCAGCAUUCGGUGGCAAAGGAAUGGUGUCGACAUAGAACUAGGACAAGAGGACUCGUUCUCCGGCUGGGGCAGUCCCCGCCGUAACGACACGACCUCGGUGGUGACACUGCAGCCCACUGCUGCCGAUGAUGGUGCCGGCUACUCGUGUGUGGCCAAACACCCGGCCAUCCGACCGGCCGAGCAGCGCCAGCUCAACUCGACCGUGCGACUUUCCGUCCUCUACCCCCCGGGAGCUCCAACAAUCGAAGGUCACUCAGAGGGCGAGUGGGUCAGGAUCGGCGAGCAGAAGACGCUGACGUGUGUCUCGCGCGGCGGCAACCCCCCGGCCGAGAUCGUCUGGUACAAGGACGACCAGCCAGUCACCUUCAAGUAUCGCACGCUCGGCGGCCGCGCCAUGGCGCAGCUGUCCUUCACCGUCGAGGCGGCUGAUCUGGACGUCAUCUACCGUUGCCAAGCCAGCUCCAGCAUGCACCCGGCGCCCAUGGUGGCGCUGGCCCAGAUGAACGUGCAAUUCGGUCCGGAGAGGGUGACAGUGUCCGGCACGAGCGAGGCGAAAGGCGGAGAUAUGGUGCACAUGACCUGUGUGACCUCUGGCAGUAACCCUCCGGCAAACAUUACCUGGGUCAUCAACGGCAGGACAAUGAUGAAUACCAGCCAGUCGAGGCAACCCCAUCCGAGCGGCGGCUGGGUGGCCACCUCAAACAUCUCCACCACCGUCCCUCCCGGCAUGGAGAAGAACAUGGACAUCUUGUGCUACGCUCUCAAUCCCAAGCUGGGCACGACGAAAGUUGGAUCCACGGAAGUCACCGUCCUGCACCCUCCGAAGCCGCCGAGCAUCCUCGGCUACGAGCCGGGCACGUACCUGCGGGCUGGGGAGCGGGUGUCGCUCUCAUGCGUCUCCCAGGGCGGCAACCCGCCGGCCACCCUGACCUGGUACAGCGGCGACGUCGAGCGGCCGUCGCCGACCACCGUCGAGGACAACGUGGCCCGGAGCGUCAUCACGUUUGAGGUGGACCACAAGGACAACGGCAGGGUGUACAAGUGCGACAGCCAAAACUCGGCGGGCAGCGGCGUACAGUCUGCCGGCAUCACCCUGAACGUGUAUUUUCCAACGAGCAGCCUGAAGCUGGAGGUUCGUCCGGAGCGUCUGAGGGCGGGCAGUCAGGCGAUCCUGACCUGUGAGUCCCGACCCUCCUACCCGGCCGCUGAUCUCACCUGGUGGCGGGACAACGCCCAGGUCACCGAUGGAGUCACGGCGCUAGAAACGUUCCCGGCCGGAAGCCAUGGCGGCUCGUCCAGCCGGGUGCAGUUGCGGAAGAACCUGACGUGGUCCGACGACGGCGCCGUCUACCAAUGCCGAGCCGCCGUCACUGUACUCUCCGGCAGACUACAAGAGGAGAUCACGCUUGAAGUGACAUACGCACCAACGUUUUUCAAGAGCCUGUAUACCGAAGACAUACGGGUGGGCGAAUCCCGUCUGAUCAACCUCACAGCUAGAGCCAAUCCUGGCGACACCACGUACCGCUGGUACCGUGUGUCGCCAAUAGAUGCCGCUAGGAUCAUGCCUGAAGGGCCACUGCUCAACAUAUCGAAGGUGGUGAAGAAGGAUGCCGGGUGGUAUUACCUCGAAGCCGCCAACGCAGAGGGAAACACCAGUGUCCGCGUCAACAUCAACGUACAAUACGCUCCGGAGAUUUUGUCCGUCUCGGAGGUAUCACUGGUCUCUCCGGGAGACGACGGCGUCCUGGAGUGUGCGGCAGACGCGAACCCCAGCACGGCCGACAUGAUCACCUGGCACCGGGCCGGCUUCAACUUGAGCUCCAACAGGUCCAAGAUGUUCUACAGCAACGGCACCUCGUACCUCACGCUCUACAACGUCACCAAGGAGGAUAUUGGCGAGUUCCAGUGUCGGGCCAACAACGCCAUCGGAGAGGCCUCCACCAUAGCAAGGCUGCUUGUCAAGCACGCGCCAGAGAUGGACACGAGUCCCCAGUUCCGGGCAGCGGCUGCCGCGCCGGGUGGCACCGCCCACUUGACGUGCCGUGCCCGAGGCGCCCCGAACGUCACGUUCGAGUGGCGCAGGGACGACUCUGCCGUCACGCCCUCCGCCAACAGCGACAAGUACCGGAUGCGAUACUCCCAGGUUGAUCUGGUGACCUGGCAGUCGGUGCUCGAGAUCAAGGACGUGCAGGCCUCGGACUACGCCACGUACGGGUGUGUGGCUCACAAUGAGCUCAGCUCCAGACGUCAGGAGCUGGUGCUGGGCCGUCCCAGCUCCCCUGACCCGCCGACGGGGCUGAAGGUGGUCAACGUGUCCCACGACACGGCCACACUCUCCUGGUCUGCAGGAUUCGAUGGAGGAAUGCCGCAGAUGUAUACCGUGCGCUACAAAACAUCGAGUGGUGGUGAAUUCCUCUACGACGACGUCCAGCCAGAGAACACCACGCUUUUCACCGUGAGGGAUCUCCUACCCAGCACUGAUUAUAGCUUUGCCGUCAUGGCAUACAACGAACUCGGACAGAGUGGCUACUCAAACACGGCCGCUACCACGAAAACGACUGGUGACCCUGACACCGCCGAGCUGGUGGUCCUCGAGGAGGGUCGGCUGCCCUGGAUCGUCAUCAUCGUGGUCUCUUCUGUGGGAGGGCUCCUGCUUCUUCUGAACGUCGUGCUUGUCGUGUUCUUCAUACGACGACGAAUGCAGAGAGCAAAGCAGAAAGUCGUGGAGUCAGCUUCGGCCAGCGAGGCGAGCACCAAGUCCGAGACACUUCACAUGUACGGCAACGAGACCGUCAGCUCCGUGUCGGUGAAGAGCGGCGAGAGCUACACCCGCGAGGACAGCGUGGAGGACUAUGACGAUGACGGCAGCAAGCGGCGGUACGACGCGUACCUGCGGGACGCGCCGAUCGAGCCACCAGCCGAGUACACCAACCACGUGCGGCCGGCAUCGCGCGCCGACUUCGACCCGGACCAGUACGCCGAUGCGCUCCGGCGAAACUCGUACGCCUGCACCAUAGGGUCUGGCGUGGAGCCGAUGAGUAACCAGUUCAGCAACUACACGACCCAGCCGCCACGCGCUCCCCACUUCCGCUCGCCCCAGUUUAACACGCCCACGCCCGACCUGCUGCACUCGAGCGGCCCCAGCGGUGUGAAAGGCUCGGUGCCGCAGCUCAGUCUGCAGUCCACCUACUACCCAGAGACGCGCCACUACUCGACGCUGCCCCACCAGCGGCCGCCGUCGACCAAGCCGCUCUCCAGCUUCGGCCGGCUGGCCAGCCCGCCGCCGCCGUCCAUACCGGAGGCGACGCUCGAGCACCGCGGUCACCUGGUGUAGCCGCCACAUCACGUGAUCUGCUCUCGGCUGUGAUACACGGACGCGUGCGGGCGAACGGCCCCGACCGGUAGGCAGUGCCUCCGGACACCAGUGACGCCGUGGUGGACCAAUGCACUCACUCGGGCCGCCCAGCGUCCCGUGCCCCCCCCCCCCCCUCCCCUCCGACCCCACGCGCGCGGAGACCGAGAACGACCGGUGGUUGUGCUGGGCUCCAUUCGUGGGGUUUCCUAGCUGGACUCGUCGCCACCGCGCUCGGCGUGGUAUGCUGCGGCGACCUCCGACGAUGGUCGCCCGCCGCUGUUGAUUCGUGUCAGUAGGCCGCGUGUUCGCUGUUAGCUGCCGCCGCUCGCCGUCAGCCGUCACCCGCCCGCUCAGCCACUCAUCGUGUAUGUAAACUCACCUCACUCAUCAGCGCUCUAGUCAGCGGCGCGCACGCGGCGACGGGCCGCCUCCGCGGCAGGCGGCGGGUCUCCCCACCGCCGUCACACUUCCACCAUAGCGUCUGUGUGCGCAUGCGUCGUACUGCUUUGUAAUCGCGAUGUGUUUGUACGGAGAAAAUACAAAAUGCUGAUUGUU
Pollicipes pollicipes is the source of this 4507-nucleotide messenger RNA. RefSeq names its product synaptogenesis protein syg-2. The record is from RefSeq and is a predicted model, not a curated record. Gene Ontology annotation, molecular function: cell adhesion molecule binding. NCBI's taxonomy places the organism in Eukaryota, Metazoa, Arthropoda, Thecostraca, Pollicipedomorpha, Pollicipedidae. Bases 101 to 3931 code for a protein of 1276 amino acids. The transcript has 20 exons. Gene Ontology annotation, cellular component: cell-cell junction; plasma membrane. Gene Ontology annotation, biological process: cell-cell adhesion.